Messenger RNA from Struthio camelus australis, 3436 nucleotides. The record is from RefSeq and is a predicted model, not a curated record. Lineage: Eukaryota; Metazoa; Chordata; Aves; Struthioniformes; Struthionidae.
CUGGGCUGACGCCAAAGGCCCGUCUAGUCCGGUCCCCUGUCUCCAACAGCAGCCGUUUCUGGCAAGAAAGACUAACAGAGUCAUAGAAACGUUUACGACUUAGCGGAUUGUUAAUUCUUAUCGGGACGCGCACGGUGCACAGCCAGAUGGUUUGUGCAGUAACCUGAUAUAACUCAGUCUUCCCCUUCACUGCAAACAUUAAGGGUAGGGCCUCUCAGUCCUGGUUGGGCAACCGCCUGUCUGCUUCCCAGACCGGUGAAGAAAGGUGAAGCUUAGGAGAGCUGGGCAGAGCAAUAACGUGGUUAGGCAGCUGCCUAAAGAAGCAAGAGCCACAGAGCUGCCCACACCCUCUCUGCGUGGGCACCGAGGACAGUGCUUUUACAGAUGUGGAAUCCCAGAUGUGCGAACCUGGGCCUCCGAAAAGGUGAGGAGGAGCCUUUGUGGACGGCCCGGUAACACGAAUGCACCUGAGAGAUGCCCGAGGGCCUCGGUGCAUCCUGUUGCGAGUGACUUGCCAAAGGCAGACCUGCUGCUUAGUCAGGGAGGGAACUGGUGUAAAUUCCAGCCCUCCUCCUGGUAUCCAAGCUAACCAGCUCCACCAGAGUUCACGCUUUUUUCUCAUUGCUGCGGCCGGCUAGCUUGCUUUUCCUCGAGCUGUCGCUUCCCAUUAUCGAGCCAGCAAACUUACCAGCACGCGGGGGAGAACGUGCUGGCCGCUGACGAAGGCGCCGUUGCCCAGGCUAGGGAGGCCCGUGUAUUUUGGCUGCCUGCUUUACCACGUUGCGAGCAGUCAUUUCCUGAGCUGCGGGUGAUGGUGAGCCCGUAGGAAGGCUCCUCCUGCCAAAGUCUUGAAUCCAACCGCGGUCCUUGCUGGAGGACUAGGUGCCCUCCGUCCAGGGAGCUUCUUGGGAUGUAAGGGAGGGAGGUAUCCCAUGCUCGUGCAGAUGCCCCAGGCGGCUGGCUUUUGUGAGGUCUCCCUUAUUGCAGGUACGUCAAGGUAUCCCGAGUGUCUUCUCUUUGUAAUGAACCACUGGAAUUUGAUGCGAUUACUUUAUUCCUGACAUCCAAAUCCAGCCUUUUCUUUCAGUAGCAGUGAAACGGUCACUCGAACGGCUUUAUUAACAGUCACUUGCCUACAAAAGACUCUUCUCACAGUUUUCGGGAUUUUUUUUUUUUUCUUUAAAAAGUCCUGGUGGAAACAUGAUGGAACUCGCUUAGGGCAGAUGCAUACCUAGAGUUGGAAAAAAGUCACUGUUUGUGUAAAGAAUAUGUUGUAUUGUUUCAUGCUUUGCACUUUUUCUUCGGUAAACCUGCUUACCGUGCUAUCUUCUCCGAGUGUAUUCCAUUUUCACAUUUAAAUACUCCUUCUGGGUGGCAGAUUGAUCUGUAAUCCACUGCAAGUAAAGAAUAUUUUCCUGCACGCUGUUCUGAUAGGAUGUGUCAAACACAGGGGCAGUUCAGCAUCUCGAUCUGAUGCUUCUGUCAUAGACACAGCGUGUCCUCAGAGAGAAGAAUAUGUUAUUCCAAGAAAUAUGACUUUAGAAAACGUCAGUUGUUGUAGGUGUUAUCUUGCAUUGCCUUGGUAAAAGCCAGGACGUGUUUUUUGGUGGUUGUUGUCUGUUCUGUUUUGUUUUGUUUUGUUUUCCUGUGGUGUUCUCUAUCUAUUCUAGAAGUACUGUCUAUGCACAGAUGACGGUAACGUUUUGGGAGAGGGAUUUGUGUCUAAAAAGUGGCAAGUAUCGAAGCAUUUCUGCCUGCGUGCAAAAAUAAGCCUGCCGGAUUUUUUCUUUACCUUCUUCCAGGUUUGUACAAAAAGUCUGGAAAACUUGUGUUCCUGGGCUUGGAUAAUGCAGGCAAAACCACUCUUCUGCACAUGCUCAAAGAUGACAGGCUGGGUCAGCAUGUCCCUACGCUACAUCCAACAUCGGAGGAGCUGACGAUUGCUGGAAUGACUUUUACGACUUUUGAUCUGGGUGGACAUGAACAAGCUCGCCGGGUCUGGAAGAACUACCUGCCGGCAAUUAACGGGAUUGUCUUCCUGGUGGACUGUGCGGAUCACUCGCGUCUUAUGGAAUCCAAAGUUGAGCUUAAUGCGCUAAUGACAGACGAAACAAUAUCCAAUGUGCCAAUCCUUAUCUUGGGUAACAAAAUUGACAGACCAGAGGCCAUCAGUGAGGAGAAGCUGCGGGAGAUCUUUGGGCUUUACGGACAGACCACAGGAAAGGGAAACGUGCCACUGAAAGACCUGAACACGCGUCCCAUGGAGGUGUUCAUGUGCAGCGUGCUGAAGAGGCAAGGCUAUGGCGAAGGUUUUCGUUGGCUAUCGCAGUAUAUUGACUGAUACUGGGACAGACCUAAGAGUUUUACUCCUCUGGACUGAUCCUGUUCGCAGCUUCCUAUGGACUUUUCUAUUAGAACGUGGAAGGCUUUCCAACCGCAUACUGGCAUUGACCAAGAGACUCCUGGUUUUCAGCUACUCCAUUGCACAGUGGUGACACAACUCUUUUCCACAUGACUGGGAGACAGCACAAUUCUGCACCUGGGUGCAAGUUGUCCCUUUCAGUUGCCACGGUUUCCUAUGGAAACCGUGGCUUUCGGUUACAACGGGGCUGGUGUGAUCUGGGAAGUAAAACUCUGCACACUGCACUGUAACAGCUGAGAAAGAGAGCACGUCUCACCACUGUGGUUAAUUGACUCAAAGGAGAACAAAACAAAACAAAGAAGCAAUUAUAUUUUUUAAAGAAAGUGUUAAUGUAAGCAGCGUCCCUUCUAACUUUUUAGUUUAACACUCAUCUUGUUUAGUCCAGAGUCUGUUUAGGGUUUUUUAAAAAUAUAUUUAACGGUAUUUAGAUAUUUCGCAAAUUACUGAACAAAGUAUCAUGAUAUUAGAAGUCCUCAAUAAACAUAGAUUUGGGCUUAACUCAUCUAUAGGAUGGUUGUGCUGUGUCACACUGGCUGAUGGUGAAGAGGGUGCUGUUGGGACUGACUUGUGCAAUCAAGCUUCUUUACUUCACAGGGAUUUUUAGUUGGAAAAGAGCACCCGCGAGCACAUCUGUUGGCUGUUGCCUCACAGUUGUAGGUGUUUGAACGUGGUUACCGGCCUCUGGUCCCCGGAGCGGCGAGCCUGUGGCACGGGCCCCGUGAGCGCGUCCUCUGGCUUCCCAGCAGCGGUCUGCAGCGGCGGGCCGAGCGCGCCGGGCUGUCGGUCGGGAAAGCGGAAUCUUCUUACUGCAGGGCUCCGCUGUGCUGUAACAGUAAGAAAUCAUGAAGCUGUUUUCGGUUGUUGUAGCGUGGAAGUGUUUGACAUGUGCAUAUCAUAAGGUUAUGAACGUAGACUAAACCGGUUUCUUUUAUACUCGACAGAUUUUUGUCUGAAGUUUCAUUACUGUCUAGCACUCAUUUUCAGUUAAAUAAAGACAUGUCUUUCUCCUCCGAA